Molecule: messenger RNA, 1001 nt
Organism: Phanerochaete carnosa HHB-10118-sp
Lineage: Eukaryota; Fungi; Basidiomycota; Agaricomycetes; Polyporales; Phanerochaetaceae
Exons: 3
Coding region: 65-946 (293 amino acids)
Biological process (GO): regulation of transcription by RNA polymerase II
Cellular component (GO): nucleus
Molecular function (GO): DNA-binding transcription factor activity, RNA polymerase II-specific; RNA polymerase II transcription regulatory region sequence-specific DNA binding
Source: RefSeq, a predicted model, not a curated record
CCAGGAGCUUGCCCCUGCACUUGGAGCUAGUGUCCUGCGAGGGCCGUCAUAGAGCUAUCGAGCCAUGGCGUACUGCCAUCGAUGCGAGCGGUACUUCAAGAAUGAAGCCGCCCUCGAGCAGCACAAGGCCGAUUCUUCAAGUCAUUGGAUGUGUUACGACUGCGACCGCGACUUCGGAUCGUACGAUGCUCGCAGGCAGCACUACAAGAACAGCUCCCUCCAUCAUUACUGUGCGAUGUGCAACGAGGAUUUCGAGGACGACAACGGUCUGGAGGACCACUAUGACAACUAUCAUUUCUAUUGCAGGGAGUGCGAAGAAUUCUUCGAUUCCUUGGAAGAGGAAGACGAUCACAAGGAAAAAGAGCAUUGGUUCUGCAAGGAGUGCCGCAGGAUGUUCAACACGAAGAAUGGCCUCAUACAUCACAGGCGCACGCACCUGUCCAAGAAUUUACGCUGCCCAGGUAACAAAUGCGGUCGUACCUUCGCGCUCCCCGCCGAUCUUAUCCUUCACUUUGAGUCGGGUACGUGCCGCUCUGGCGUGACACGGCGCGCCGUCGACGAGGCGGUGAUCAGGUAUGACAGCGGCCGCGUAAUCACGGACCCGUCACGCCUGCUCCUAGGCCCCGACGGCGAAUACACAAAGCUGCCUGACCCGGUGCGAUGGGCGACGCGCCAGUCGUGGAACGGCAGCGCAUUCGAGUGUGUGCUCUGCCAUCGCACGUUCUGCCUCCUCCCGCGCUUGAACCAACAUCUCCAGAGUCCCGCGCACGCGGACACGAUUUACCGAUGCCCUGCCCUUUUCGAUGGGUGUGGGUCGCACUUUGGCACGCUUAGCGCGCUUGUGCAGCAUGUCGAGAUCGCGAAUUGUGGGGUGCGCAGGUUCAAGAACCAUGUCGGGGACGUUAUGGACGAUCUUAGUCGUAAUUUACGUGGUUUGGGGAUCUGAGGCCAUUUUCUGUGCUGGAUUAUGUAUUUUUACUGAGUGGGUCACUGUCUCUAAU